AUGGCGACUUUGGACAUGUUCCAGCAUCCCUCUUCAGCAACUUUCGCCAAAACCUCGUCUCAGCGUCGUGCAACUGCCUUGCCUUCCGAACAUCAUGCUUUCCCAGAUGCUCCUGAAAAUGGACGGUUUAUCGGGAAUUUUGGCGACUCAGCGAUAAAACAUCAUACGGAACACCUCCUUGGCUCAGAAUCAGAUCUUAUUCAUUAUCCAUACUGGACCAAUAUACCUCUCUGGAAAGAAGUCACUCACAAAGAAUUUCUUAACUACCAAUGGCAGCUUUCAAACAGUGUGCAGGGAGAGAAGAAGUUGCGCGAAUUCCUGUCUGUUGUUCUACCGCCCUCUAUCCCUCCAUCUCGAACGGCGCUACCUCAUAUAAUAGGCAUCAACACUCCAGAAGCGUUCAUUGACAGCGUUUCUGACGCAAUAUCCAGAGCUCCAAUGGCUAUUCGGUUAACGCCCCACAUCCUGAGUGUUAUUGACUGGACCAAUCCAAUCGACGAUCCAGUCCGUCGCCAGUUCAUUCCAAUGGGAAAUGAACUAAUUCCAGACCACCAUAAACUCAAACUCGAUUCUCUCAACGAAGAGCAUGACUCGCCAGUCAAAGGACUCGUCCAUCGAUACCCGACGAAGGCUCUAUUCCUCGCUACAUCGGUUUGCAAUGUUUAUUGUCGCUUCUGCACCCGAUCCUACGCAGUGGGAGCGAACACCAGUACUGUCACAAAAAACUCCUUGAAGCCGACCAAGCGUCGCUGGGAUGAAGUUUUUAAUUACAUCGAGAAAACACCAAAAUUGAACGACAUCGUGGUCUCGGGCGGUGAUUCAUUUUAUCUUUCUCCCGAGCAACUUUAUGAUAUUGGGAACCGCUUGCUCGCCAUACCUCAUAUCAGACGUUUCCGUUAUGCCACCAAAGGACUUGCGGUGUGCCCAUCUCGUAUCCUGGACCCACAUGACCCCUGGAGCGCCGCGUUGAUUGAGAUAUCUAACAAGGGUAAAAAAAUGGGUAAAGCGGUGGCCAUGCACACUCAUUUCAAUCACCCAAACGAAAUCACUUGGGUCACAAAGCUUGCUGCUCAGAAGCUCUUCGAAAACGGAGUCACUGUCAGAAACCAAACAGUUCUUCUUCGGGGGGUCAAUGACAGUGUCGACGUCAUGAAAAAAUUAAUCUGCGAUUUGGCGGACAUCAACAUUCUGCCUUACUAUGUUUACCAAGGAGACAUGGUCCGAGGCGUCGAAGAUUUGCGCACUCCAUUAUCCACCAUCCUCGAGCUAGAGACGCAAAUCCGGGGUAGUAUUGGUGGGUUCAUGAUGCCCCAAUUCAUUGUUGAUCUUCCUGGAGGAGGGGGGAAGCGAUUAGCUUCGUCAUAUCAGAAAUAUGACCGCACUACGGGCAUUUCUCAGUUUGUCGCCCCUGCCGUCACCGGAGGCUUGAAUAAGGUCUUUGAAUAUCAUGACCCAGUAUGGAGUCUCCCCGAUAGUAGCGAGUAG
Messenger RNA from Psilocybe cubensis, 1485 nucleotides. RefSeq lists its product as uncharacterized. The coding region runs from base 1 to 1485 and encodes 494 amino acids. The transcript has 5 exons. Lineage: Eukaryota; Fungi; Basidiomycota; Agaricomycetes; Agaricales; Agrocybaceae. Gene Ontology annotation, molecular function: iron-sulfur cluster binding; catalytic activity. The record is from RefSeq and is a predicted model, not a curated record.